AGCCGGGGGGUCAGGGGCGCGCGCCAAAAGGCGGGCAAGCGCCGCUGGGGCAGGAGCUGAGGACCCCGUCUGGGCCGGGCCGGUGCGGCUGCUGGGAGCCCCGCGGGGGGAUGGCGGACGGAACCCCCGGUGGUCCCCCCUCGGGCUCGCCCCGGCCCGGGCCCCCCCGCGCCCCGCAGAAAGAAGGACCUGCAGCCGCCGCCGCAGGAGCCCCCGGCGACCUGAGUCCGCUGCGCUCCUGUUCUGGAGGCUCCGCUUGCAGCAGCCGCGACAACUCGGCCGAGAGGGACCCCCCCGGCCUGGCCAGGACCGCCCCCGCCGCCGGCAUCAUGAAGGACGGGUCCCGCCAGCGCCCCCUGCAACACAAGAAGAAGACGGUCUCCUUCAGCACCAUGCCCAGCAACCGCAAGCUCAGCAGCACCGCCGCCUGCAUCUCCUUCAUGCUGGAGGGCUGCGAGAUGAAGAAAGUGCGCUCCAACUCCCGCAUGUACAGCCGGUUCUUUGUGCUGGACCCGGACUUGCGCUUCAUGCACUGGGAGCCUUCCAAGAAAGACUCUGAGAAGGCCAAGAUUGAAAUCAAGUCGGUCAAGGAGGUGCGCGUCGGGAAGAAGACGCCGGUGCUGCGCUCCAACGGCCUCUCGGACCAGUUCCCGGAUGAAUGCGCCUUCUCGAUCAUCUACGGGGACAACUACGAGUCCCUGGACCUGGUGGCCGGCUCUGCCGACGUGGUGAAUGCCUGGGUGAUGGGGCUGCGGUACUUGGCCUCCUACGGGAAGCACACCCUAGAGGGGGCUCCCGAGACCAGCCACCCGAACCCCCGCACUUCCUGGAUUGCCUCCGUCUUCGACAUCGCAGACCUGGAGAAGGAAGGCCGGAUCCCGGUUUCCCGUGCCGUCCAGCUCAUCCGGGCCCUCAACCCCGGCAUGAAGACGUCCACCAUAGAGCUGAAGUUCAAGGAGCUCCAGAAAGCAGCCAGUGAGCGGCUCGGGGAGGAGGUGGGCUGUGAAGUCUUCGUAGAGGCCUACUGCGAGCUGUGCACCAGGCCGGAGGUCUUCUUCCUCUUGGUCCAGUUCUCCAGCAACAAGGAGUACAUGGGCCUGAAGGACCUCAUGAGCUUCUUGGAGGCCGAGCAGGGCAUGGAGGGUGUGACAGAGGAGAUGUGCCUGGAGAUCGUCCGGAAGUACGAGCCCUCCAAGGAAGGGCGGGAAAGGGGCUACUUGGCCAUUGACGGCUUCACUCGCUACCUCCUCUCUGCUGACUGCGACAUCUUUGACCCCCAGCACCGCAAGGUGUGCCAGGACAUGACCCAGCCAUUGUCCCACUACUUCAUUAGCUCCGCACACGGAGCAUGCCUGGCUGAGGACAGCUGUUUUUGGGGCGGCUCCACUUCGGACAUUGGAGGCUAUGUGGCGGCACUCAAGGCCGGCUGCCGCAGCCUGGAGCUCGUGGUCUGCGAUGGCUCUUCUGGGGAGCCAGUAGUCGGUGCUGGCACCCGCUUGGCCUUCUCUAGAGUGGUGGGUGCAGUUGCCGAACAUGCCUUUGAGGCCUCGGACUUCCCACUCAUCCUGUGCCUCUCGGUGCGCUGCUGCAUCGUCCAGCAGCACCUGGUGGCCGAGCACCUGAGGAAGACAUUUGGGGACAAGCUGUACCUGGUGCCUCCGAACCCCAGCGAGUCAUACCUCCCCUCCCCGGAAAAGCUCAAGAACUGCAUCCUCGUCAAGAGCCGGAAGCUGCUCCCCAGCUGCCAGGCCAGCGAGGGGGACGUGUCAGAUGAUGAGGAGACCCUGGAGCUCAGCCUGCCUCUCAGCGAGGAGGACCGAGAGCGGCCGCGUUGCCGGCGGGCCUUGUGCCGCGAGCUCUCGGACCUGGUGAGCCUGUGCCAGGCCGUGUCCUUCCAGGGCUUCGAGGCCUCUCGGCGGAACCAGUGCUAUUGGGAGACCUGCUCCUUCAGCGAGGUGGAGGCUGGGCGGUAUGCCAAUGAAGAACCGGAGGAUUUUGUGGAGUACAACAAGCGCUUCCUCUCCCGGGUCUACCCUAGCCCCAUGCGCAUCGACGCCAGCAACAUGAACCCUCAGGACUUCUGGAAGUGCGGCUGCCAGAUGGUGGCCAUGAACUACCAGACGCCAGGCCUCAUGAUGGACUUGAACGCUGGCUGGUUCCGCCAGAACGGGGGCUGCGGCUAUGUCCUCCGGCCGGCCAUCAUGCGCGAGGAAGUGUCCUACUUCAGCGCAAACACCCGGGAUACCUUGCCGGGCAUCUCAGCCCAGCUCUUGCACCUCAAGGUGAUCAGUGGCCAGAAUCUGCCCAAACCCAAGGGCUCUGGGGCCAAGGGCGACGUGGUGGAGCCGUACGUUUGUGCCGAGAUGCACGGCAUCCCCGCCGACUGUGCCGAGAAACGCACCAAGACAGUGCUGCAGAGUGGAGACAACCCUGUCUUUGAGGAGACCCUGGAGUUCCAGGUGAACCUUCCAGAGCUGGCGAUUCUGAGGUUCAUGGUGCUGGACGACGACUACAUCGGGGACGAGUUCAUCGCACAGUACACAAUCCCUUUUGAGUGCCUCCAGGUGGGGUACCGCCAUGUGCCCCUCCAGUCCCUGUCCGGCGAGCCCCUCGCUAACACCACCUUGUUUGUCCACGUUGCCAUCACCAACCGUCGAGGCGGAGGCAGAGCGCACCGGAGGGGGCUCUCGGGACGCAAGGGCCGGCGCAUGCGGGAGUACACCUCCACCAAGGCCACGGGCAUUAAGGCUAUUGACGAGGUGUUCCGCACUGCCACUCAGCCACUGCGGGAGGCCACAGACCUGCGGGAGAACAUGCAGAAUGCUCUGGUCUCCUUCAAGGAAUUGUGUGGCCUGACACCGGCAGCCAACAUCAAGCAGUGCAUCUUGAAGCUGGCCACAUGGCUGCAGCCCAGCGAGAAGGAGAGCCCCCCAGCCGUCACUCUCAACCUGAGCGAGGAAUACCCUUCUAUGGAGGCCCAGGGGCCGGUCCCGGAGCUCCUGCGGAAAGUGCUUGCUGCCUACGACACCAUGAUCCAAACAGGCCGCACGCUAAUUGAGUCAGCCGAUGCUGUUCAUGCCAAGAUUAUUCAGGUGCAACAAGCAGGGAUGGGGUUUCACAAGGAGCUGCACCGUUUGGAGGCCAAGGAAGGCCUGAAAGGGCGGAAGCUGCAGAAAGCUCUGGAGAGUUUUGCCUGGAACAUCACCGUCCUGAAGGGCCAGGCUGACCUACUGAAACACUCUAAGGCGGAGGCACUUGACACACUCUGGCAGAUCCACAACGCCGCACAGUCCUGUGGCAUCGGCCGGAAUGGCGCCGCCUCCCCCGACCUCUUCCGCGGCCGAGCUCUCCUCGAUCCCAUCCCGGAAACCGAAGGAGGCAGUGACACCGGAUCUUGCUGACUCGGAGUGGCCCCGACACCUAGGGAGGGCAGUGGACUUAUGGACACACACAGAGACUCGGGAUGAAGCGUGGCGGAUUUCUAUUUUUAUUUUUAUUUUUAAAAAAUCGACACGAAGCACAGUUUUGUCUCCAGCGCGGGGAAGGAGCUUGAGGUUCUCACCAGUCAACUUCCAAGUCGCUAUGUGUGUAACAACCGGGCCUCUCUUUUCGUAAACAGGGUGACCGACCCCAGACAGCAGAUUUCAGAUGGCAGUGACAAACAGAUUUGACAGUAACCUGUGGGAAAACCUCUCCUUCACCAGCCUCUUUGGUCAUGUCCACAUUGAAGACGUGCGGCUUCCCCCAAAGAAUUCUGGGAACUCUAGUUUGUUAAGGGUGCUGGCAAUUGCAGCUCUGGUAGGGGCAAACUACAGUCCCCAAGACUUUGAGGGAAGCCACAUGCUCUAAAUGUAUGGUGUUGAUGUGAUCACUGAAACAAACAGGAGCCUCCAUGUUCCUUAGGGUGCUCCCAUUCAGUUUACUGAGGCUCCAGUGUCAGCAGAGGUCUCUUCAUUCAUUGGACCAAUAACCAAGCCUGGCCCAGAAGCUUUUCUAUAGGGGCUCAGAUAGGUGUCAGCUGACCUGCUGUGGCCUAUCAGUGUAAAGAGCCAGAAAUUCCCACAUGAGUCUCUCCCCCACCCUGUCAGUAAAAACACAACCACCAUAAAUCAAUCUGCUGUCCUUUUCCUGACACCUGAAAUCAGCUCAGUUUGCUGCUCAAUGGUAGGGCCGGCCCUGCUGGAAUUUCUUCCUUUUGGACGGAGGCUGGUGGCUUCUCAGAGGCUGAAUCUCCUGCCUGACAUUUCUUGAGGUCUUGCGUCAAGGUCUGCUAGAAGCACAAGGCACUAAGAGCUGUGCAUAGGAUCACCUCUGAUCCUAUGUAGCGCCCCCUGUUGGUGAGUGGGAGGAGGCUGCCAUUGGCAUGUUAUUUGGGCUGGGACUAAAAUAAAAACAGCUUCUCUUUCUCUCCACCCUUGGAACUAAAUUCACUAGCAAGAGGAAGGCCAAACUCAGAUUUUGGGUACAGAACCCCCUGGGAAUUGAGUGGCUCACAGGUGCAGAGCAAGGCUUGUAGCUGUGGGGUGCUGGAAGAGACUCCCUCAGGAGGUGUGGUGGGCUCCCUGCUGGUAGUAUUUAAGCAGAGGGCCAACUGUCAGGGAUGCUGUGCCACUGAGAUUCCAGGAUUGCUGGGGUGGUCUGAAUGACCUCCAGGUUGCCUCCUUCCAACUUGGAAUAUUAUACAGUUCUGUUGUCUGCUGGACACAGAUCUUCCUCAGGGCAAGGUGGCAGUGGGGAGAGGGCUAGAAGACAUCUCGGUAUGUCUUGUUCUCCCCCACCAUGUUUUGAGGCUCCUAGUUAGAGCUGAAAUGACAGGGAGGAAUACAUCUCGAAUUUUCCUCUCUAGAAUCUGGUUUUAAAACUUCAAAUGGUUGCAUCAAGUUAAGUCACACUCAGAGUGGAUCCACAGAAAUGAACAGAAUUAAUUGAAGUGUGCCAGUUGAUUUCUGUGGGUCUAUUUUGAGAAUGAUAUAGCUGGAUGCAACCAAAAUUUUAUCCUCUCCUGACUCGAUUCCCCCCACCCCACCCCAUUGUUCCCAAGUUAUAGAAUAUUGGAUUCAGGGUUGUGGGGUUUGUUUGUUUGUUGGCCAAAAAGAAAGCAAGGCUGUAAGACUGUAAAUCUAACAAGAAGAUCAUACCAUCUUGAAAAAUAACAUGCAGACCUUAAAGCUUGAGUUUUCAAAGUGUCCCUUAAAUUCACAUUUGAAAAUGUUGAAAUUUGAAAUAUUUUGCCAGUCUCACAGAUAUUUGUGCAAUGGUGUCUUCUGGUUCCUUACAUUGAUCUCUUUCUCACUUUUCCUUGUUUUUGGGGUGUUGCUGAGUGGGGGGGGGGGCAUAGACUGACGAUUCCCCAGCUGGGCCCUGUCCCCCUCAUGCCAGACCUGGAUGGCUUCCUCUAGGAUUGUGAGGGAUGGAUUCUCUUGACAAUAAAACCUGAGCUUCUCUUCUCUU
Molecule: messenger RNA, 5451 nt
Organism: Lacerta agilis (Sand lizard)
Lineage: Eukaryota; Metazoa; Chordata; Lepidosauria; Squamata; Lacertidae
Product: inactive phospholipase C-like protein 2
Exons: 6
Coding region: 111-3401 (1096 amino acids)
Biological process (GO): intracellular signal transduction; lipid metabolic process
Molecular function (GO): phosphatidylinositol-4,5-bisphosphate phospholipase C activity
Source: RefSeq, a predicted model, not a curated record